Molecule: messenger RNA, 9811 nt
Organism: Lymnaea stagnalis (great pond snail)
Lineage: Eukaryota; Metazoa; Mollusca; Gastropoda; Lymnaeidae
Source: the annotation of a GenBank genome assembly
CAGAGAUCUUUGAGUUUUCAGCCUAAUUUACAACACUAUUAAUUUAUUUGAACUCCUAUUUGAAUAUAAUAGUUGUUGCUUCUCUGUCUUGCUUUAAUUAGACAAUACGUGGCGACUGAAGUUCAGAUAUUGGUUCCCUAAGACUACACCGGGCUGACAUUCAGCUAUUUGCUGACACCUUGGCAGGUAACUUAACCUUGACACUGUUCAGUAUGUAUAUUGUAUGUAUAUGUAUUUAAGUAUGUUAUACAUAUAGCGUAUUGAAAAGCAAUGAAAAUAUUAAAAAUAAUGUAAGACAUUUUUAAAAACUGUUUUUUACAGAACUUACAGUACCUUAUCUUAAGCACGUAAGUAUGUUUAUUAAUGUACUUACAUUCCCUUAUCUUAAGCCUGUACGCGUGUUUGUCAGCGUUGUUUAUAUUCCCUUCGCUUAAGCACCUACGUGUGUUUGUCAUUAUUGUUAGAUUCCCAUAUCUUAAGCACAUACAUGUGUCUGUCAUUGUUGUUACAUCCAUCAUCUUAAGCACCUACAUGUGUUUGUCAUUGUUGUUACAUUUUCAUAAUUUAAGCACGUACGAGUAUGUGUUGAUGAUGCUACAUUCCUGCAUCUUUCUCGUACAUAUGCUUGGCAACGUUGCAUAUAAGCAGACACUUAAUGUUUCUAGUUUCUAAACAAAUGCUGAAUGCUUAUUAUUUAUAUUUUUAACAAGUUUUCAUAACUAUUGCAAUCCUACUUGACUUACUUUGUGCCAUCUAUUUUAAUAUCUUGAAAUUAUUCCACAGUAUUGGAAGUUUGUGAUCAGCUUAUGAGGCCGACCACGGUAAGCUCCUAGGUCUCUGCUUGACCUAUAUCAUGACGAUCUUAACUUUGGGCUUCCAUAAUGCUCUUUUUUUGUAUCUUGACCACAUCUUGGGACUGUUGCCUUUCCGCACUCAAGGCGUUUCACCCGCCCCCAAUUCGUAGUAAAAUACAAUUUUUUUCUAAUUUCACUUGAAUUAUUUUGACUGUUGGUCAGUUCCAAUUACUUGUUAACAACUGUAGUCAACCUCCGUGGUUUCGGUACUUGAACGAAGGCGGUGAUAUUAAACUGCCUACCAUCACACCUGGAAUAGACCUACAUUCUGUCUUCAUAAUCUCUAAAAUUAAACUAAGGGGGUCUCUCAACGGCGUAAAAACUGUUGAUAGUUCUGAUGAAUGAUUGUGAGUGUAAUAAACGUAAAAAACUCGUCAAUAAUCGGGAAAAGUGACAUCUGCAUUUGAUUAUUUUUUAACAACGUGCCUUACUUUUCAUUACUUGCGCAACGUGUCAUCUGGCACUUUGCAUCCUUGAAAUAACGCACAGAAAUUUCACUACUUGGGUAACGUGUCGUUUGACACUAUGCAUCCGUAGUGUGGUGAAAUGACUUUUGUUAUGAGAUGGUGUUGGAACAACUCUCUGAUCAGUGUCACACCUGCUUAAGUCUAGGGGUAUUUGUUUACGUCGAUUUUACAAACCAAUGGACAUAAUGACAUGACUCAUUUUUACCUUAACUAUCAAAUACUUCAUAACACCAUUUAUUUAAUGAAAUAAACUUAAUUAUUUACAUGUAUCUUAAUAUAUGGCAUAAUAGUGAAGUAUAUGCAAAAAAAAAAUAAUUUGAGACUAAUAUAAGUUUUGUUUAUUAUGCACAAUUGCCUCCCGUAUAGUCUAUUUAUCAUCAUAACAAGUGCCUUGCCUUGUAUCACAUCGUAUAAACUCAGACCUUUCAGUCACUCGUUAUGAUCAUCUGGCUUGAUCAUCUGGCUUGAUCAUCUGGCUUGAUCAUCUAUCUUGAUAAGUUGCUAGUAGUUUCACUUUGAUGUGGAGGUGGCUCCUCCAAUUCUUCACUCCGUGGCUUUUCAGGAGUCGGCGCUUCUCAGGGUGUUCAUGUAAGUCGGCUGACAGAGCGGCACUCUAAGUAGACUGGAGAACAGCGCAAGUUACUCCAAUCUAAAAGAAAAUGAAGCAUUCCGAAACCGCGAAAUAUUGUCAUCCGAUAUCCCUCACCAGCGUGUUAUGCAAACUGCUGGAGCACAUAAUCGUAAGCGCAGUCAUGAAGGAUCUUUAAAAGCCAAAAUAUACUCAAUGACUGUCAGCAUGGCUUUCAAGUCAAUCGAUCUUGUGAGAUCCAGUUCCUUGAUUUUUUGUAGAAGAAUUGUUGACCAAUCUGGAGAACAGCCAGCAAACUGACGUGCUGGUGAUUGAGUUCUCAAAAGUCAUAUGAACAUGUAAAUCAUUGUUUGCUUCUAUACAAACUUUAGAGAUACGGAAUUCAAGGCAAUACGAAAACAUGGAUCUCUAGCUUCCACAGCAACCGAUGCCAGUCAGUAGUUGUGGGCGGUAAAAGCUCAUCCUUUGUCAGUGAUAUGUCAGGGAUACCUCAGGGAUCAGUGCUAGGCUCCUUUUUGUUCCCAGCAUACAUUGAUGACCUACCCAAAAAAAAACUGAAAUCCCAAGCAAAACUGUACGCAGAUGACACAGAGAUGUAUAGGACGAUCUCCAACAGAUUUUACCAGAACUAGCUACAACAGGAACUCAAUCGGUUAGCUGAGUUGGAGAUAAGCUGGGGCCUAGAAUUUAGUCCUGCCAAGUGCCAGACACUGUCAGUCUUUAGACGUUUUACUCCUCUACACUACCAAUGUGACCAACUGAAUGGCCAUAGAUUCUUGAGCCAGUUUCUCCGUAAAGAACCUGUGUGUUAACAUUUAAAGAGAGGUCCGCCGGACGAGCAUAUUAACAAGGCAUGAAACAAGGCAAACGAAACCCUGGCGUUCUUAAGGCGUAACCUAAAGAUUGGCAUCUCUAAUGUGAAAGAAGGAGCCUAUACAUUUUUUGUCUGUCCGCUUUUAGAUUAUACAUCUUAAUUAUGGGAUCCAUUUUCUCAGAAGAGUAUCGACAGGUUAGAGGUGGUCAAGCGACGGGAAAAACGCUUGGUCCUACACGAAUACCUCUAAAGUUGACAGCCUGCUGGAAGCAGUAGGCUGGUCACUAAUGGAGGAACGACGACAACUAUCCAGGCUCUUCAUUAUGUAAAAGAUAAAAUAUGAGCUGGUCCACUGCUCCAGCAUGAAACAGAAACUCGUUACUCUCCCCCAUAGACAGCGACGAGGCCAUGACAGGCAGUUCUCGUUCAUACCUGCGAGACGCCAGCAUAGGAACUGCUCAUUCCUGCCAAAGACAAUCAGGGAGUGUAACAUGUUUUCAAAAAGGAACUGUUGAGGCGACAACACUUGACACAUUUGUGUCUAUUGCCUAAGACCUUCCAACCCCCAUUGCAUGAUGCCCUCACAAAGUAGCCCUUGCAACCAGCAAAAUAUCCUCAUCAACACCAGGCACAGAAACAUUGGAAAUCCCCUCUUCAUGUAUUUUGGGAGCUAAAAUGAUCAAUCAUAUGAUCGUGAGCCUUUAAGGUAUAGAAGAAGAAAUCACACGCUAAUUUUGUCGUAUUUAAAUCAAUAUUAUCGCCGAAAGGUAAGCUUAAGUGAUGACUGGAUUUAUUGUAGACUUUUUAGUCAUGUUAGACUGUUUUUUUUUGUGCUACGAAGAUGUGAGGGUAUCUUUACCUUGGUAUGAUUUAAUGUCAAGCAUUUCCAUCAGGAACUCAUUUUUGACCACCUUGGUCAGCCCUCUGCAUUGUUUACAUUAACAGUGGUAAAGCUAGUAGUCAGUGAUGUGAAUUGGCUUACCUUUACGCAGCGUUUCUUGGAAGAGUGCCACAGCCACGCCCCAUUCUUGGAGCAGCUUCUCUUUAACGUUCAGUUGUAUUAUUGCCAGAUUAACACUUCCCACCCCACAAGCCCCUCCCAGUAGACUUAUCUCGAUGCCAGAUUGACACUUCACACCCCACAAGCCCCUCACAGUAGACUUAUCUCGAUGCCAGAUUGACACUUCACACCCCACAAGUCCCUCCCAGUAGACUUAUCUCGAUGCCAGAUUGACACUUCACACCCACAAGCCCCUCCCAGUAGACUUAUCUCGAUGCCAGAUCGACACUUCACACCCCACAAGCCCCUCCCAGUAGACUUAUCUCGAUGCCAGAUUGACACUUCACACCCCACAAGCCCCUGCCAGUAGACUUAUCUCGCGUCAACCUGUUUCCCGAUGUUGACGUACCAAAAUAUUGGUUAUGAAAAUCAGAAACCCUAGUAUCGUACCUCUCACAAACAAUGGAAUAGUUGUCACGUCCACCUCCCAAACACAGGAAAAGUAGUCUCGUCCCUCUACAAGACACCAGAAUAGUUGUCACGUCCCUCUCGCAAACACAUGAACAGUAGUCAUGUCCCUCAACCCAACACAGGAACAGUAGUCAUGUCCCGCAACCCAACACAGGAACAGUAGUCAUGUCCCUCAACCCAACACAGGAACAGUAGUCAUGUCCCUCAACCCAACACAGGAACAGUAGUCAUGUCCCUCAACCCAACACAGGAACAGUAGUCAUCUCCCUCAACCCAACACAGGAACAGUAGCCAUCUCCCUCAACCCAACACAGGAACAGUAGUCUCGCCUCUCUCCCAAAAAACAGGAAUAGUGGUCAUGUCCCUCAACCCAAUACAGGAAUAGUAGUCUCGUCUCUCUCUCAAGCACAGGAAUAUUAGUCUCGUCAAUCUGUCGAACCCAGGUACAAUAGCGAAGUCCCACUCCCCAACAAAGGAACAGUACUCUUGUCUCUGUCGCCAACACAGGUACAAUAGUCACUUGCCUCUCCCGAACAAAGGAAAUGCAGUCUAGUCCCUCUCACAAAAAAAGAAACAAUAGUCACGUCCCACUCUCGAACACAGGAACAAUAGUCUCGUCUCUCUUUUAAACACAGGAACAGUAGUCACGUCUGUCUCUCAUACUCAUAAACAAUAGUCACGGCACUCUUUCAAACACAUAAAUGGUAGUCCCGUCUCUCGUCCAAACUCAGCAACAGUAGUCACGUCCCACUCUCGAACACAGGAACAGUAGUCUCGUCCGUAUCUCAUGCACAUGUACAGUAGUCUCGUCUCCUUUGAAAACAAAUGAAAAUUAGUCUCAUUCUUAUCUGAAAAACGGGAACAGUAGUCUCGGCCCUCUCCACAACACAGGAACAGUUAGUUAUCUUGACUCUCUUCCAAACUCAGUAACAUAAGUCACAACCUUCUCCCAAAAACAGGAAGAGUAGUCACGCCCCCCAAUCCCCUACACAGGAACAGUAGUCUCGUUACCCUCCCCAACCCAGGAAGAGUGAUGUCGUCCCUCGUUAGCCCGUCCCAGACACCAACGUAGAAGGCAGUGGAUGAGUUGCCAGAUCUACUAAAGAUCUACUUGCCAUCUUGCUGUGAGUCUAUGAGUGAUGGAAGUUCUGCUUCCACCCAUUAGGGAUUAGGCUUUGCGUCGCUUAAUCCCCUCUCCCAAGAAGUCCUUGUUUGGGACAUUUGGCAUAAUAUGCCGGCUUUUUUAGCUUCGGGUGGUCGAUUCCACUAUACUGGUCCCCAGCGCCAAGUAGAGGUAAAACCCUUUCAGAAACUGUGCCUUCUAGAAACAUCCAUCAUAUUAGUUUCUGUCAUUAAAACACUGCUGUUUAAGCCAGCUAAAGACACCCCCCCACCCCAUUUUAUUUUCUGUAUUAAAACUUUUUAUGAAGACCUAAUAUUUACACCAAAUAUUUAGAAAUACUAUUUCUAGUAUAAGUUAUGCAUACCGUUUAGACAUACAAUUUAUUUCUUCUAAUAAAGACUACGUAUUACAUAGACGUAAUAUUUAGAAACUAUUUAUACAUACUUUUUAGACAUACUAUUUAAGCAAACUAAUUAGACCUACUCCUUAGACAUACUAUUUAGGCCAACAUUUUAGACCAACGAUUUAGACAUACCAUUUAGACCAAGUCUUGACUGUCUUCUUGAAGAAUCCAUUGACACUUGUACUAGACUAACUUAAAGUGAAACAUUUCAAAUGUCAAUGAAUCUCACAUUAUGAGAUAGGAACAAAGGGUAAAGUUAUGACAAGUUGAAAAAAUGACCGAUUCGGAAUAGGAGGUUUAAAAAAAUUAUUAAAACAAUGCAUUUUUUAUUGAUUUAAUUGAGAGGUGAGAUCACAAUUAAUAAGUUUAUUUCCAUUUGAUUGUUGUCUUGUAGAACACGAGCUCAUCAUGUUGACCGGUGCCCCCCAACUCAUGAUGUUUUUGGUGUCAGUGGCCACUCAGAAUUUCAGUGAGCCCAUCGUUUCCUGUGACAAGGGUCCUAAGUUAAAGUGCAUGAGGAUUGUUCCCAAAAUAAGUUUCAAAGUGAUUUGUAAGCCAGGUUUCCUGGUAGCAGUUUAUGAACUCACUGAAUACCUCCAAUUAGAGGGCAAGGUCACCUUAAUCAUGUGUCUUUAUGCUGGCAAAAGCGAGGACUGUAGAAUGAGAGGUACGUAAUUUACUCAUUCAAUGAGCGGUAAUUUAUUUAAUCAUUGAAUGAUCGUUAAGUUAUUUAAUCACUUAACCAAUUUAGUCAAUGAAUGAGUGGUGAAUCAUUUAAUUAUUCAAUGAGUGGUAAGUCAUUUCAUCAUUGAAUCAGCGAACAGCCAUUUAAUCAUUUAAUCAGCGGUAAGCAAUUUAAUCAUUGCAUCAGCAUUAAGUCAUGUAAUCAUGAAACAGCGGUAAGUCAUUGAGUCUUUCAAAGAAAGGUAAAUCAUUAGACAAACAGUCAUUCAUUUAAUCAGUGGAAAGUCAUUUAAUAAUUGAAUCAGAGGUAGUAAUUUAAUCAUUUGGCUAAGACAUGACUGGCAUGAAGAUCCUAAUGGAAUAAUAAUUGGCUAAGACAUAAUUGACAUGAUAAUCUUAAUGGAAUUAAACUGUUUAAGUCAUGAUUGUCAUUUUGAUUUGAAGGGAAUAACAGUUGUCUAAGACAUGACUGACUUGAUGGUAUUCAUUGACUAACCACUGGCUAAUACAUAACUGAUUAAUAAGACUGAUCAAUAGAACACUAUAAGUUAAGCUUUAAUAAUAAUUAUACAUUAUACACAAUUAAACGUUUCGGCAUAUGCCUUCAUCAGUACAAACAAACAAAACACAUUUAAAUAAGUAUAAAUUAAAUUUACAUAAUAUCAAUAGACAUAUCAUACCUAAAACAGAAAAAAAAUAUAGGAGAGGGCGCUAAAACCAGACAAAAACAAAGUAAAGAGAAGUAGAAAGGAAGUGAUUUUAACAUAAUUGGAAAAACCAAACAGGAAAAAGACAUGGCAGCUAAGUAAAAUUGUGGAUUUGGUUCAUUCCAUAUGGAGACUACGUACCAAAUCUAGUUAUUAAUUUGUUCUCCAUAUAGAUUCUAUCUUUAGUGUUACUAGAAUAGAGUAUAACAGUAGCUGCAAUGAUUGAGAUACCAUCAUGGUUAGGGCUAUUGAAAUGUUUGGAGACCAGACAGAGAGCGUGUUUAUUUAUGUUGUAGAGAUGCUCUCUGAAACGGUCCACAAGGCGACGACCUGUCUGUCCUAUGUAUAGUUUACCGCACUUUUUGCAAAUGAUGGUGUAAAUCACGUUGCGACUUGUGCAGGUAAAGCCAUCUUUUAUUCUGAAUACUUGCAGAGGGAAAGGGAUCUUAUCAGUUUCGAUCACGUAGGGACAUGAGUUACAACGGCUACGGUUGCAACUUUUUGUGCCUUUAUGUGCUUUAAUAGCAGGGAGGUGGCUUCUAACUAGCAUGUCCCUAAGGCUCUUGUCCCGCCGGAAAGCGAAAAGAGGAGGUUUUCUAAAAAUCUCAUUUGUGAUAGGGUCUGCCAUAAGAAUUGAGCGGUUUUUAAGAACCAGAGAGUGAGCUUUUAGGUUGUGGGGAUGAAAAGUUAAGAUAAAUUUGGACCCAUCGCUAGUGUCAGAAUGAGUAGCUUUAAAAGAAGCCUGUCUAGUCAAACCUUUAACUCGAGUGACAGCUGCUUUUAAAAUUUUUUUGGGAUAUAACUACUACUAAGAUAUUAGUAUAUAACUACCACUAGUAAGACAUGAGUAUUUAACCACCACUAGUAAGACAUGAGUAUAUAACCACCACUAGUAAGACAUGAGUAUAUAACCACCACUAGUAAGACAUGAGUACAUAACCACCACUUCUAACACAUGAAUGCAGAGCUCCGACUUCAAAGCAUGUGUACUAAUAACUACGAUUUUUUUUUUUUUGCUGGAAUCCGUCCGUCACAAUGUGACAAUGGGGUGGGCUUCGGAGGACGAAGUCCACAUGGCCUGGGAUUAUUCUUCAAGGAUUAUAAGCUGGUUCCCAACAGCAGAUCUCCCCACGCCACUGGAUAACCCAAGGGAGCAUCAUCAGUGACGUCGCAGGAGUUAUCGGAAUGUUUCAUUGCAUCAAAGUUAUCCGCCUUUCGGGACUCCAUCUCCGGGUUUGAUUUCAGAGUUUCCUUCUCUUAGAUGAGUUGCCAUCCAAGGUUAACGAGUUCAUAUCUGACUGGACCACCAACUUGAGAUUUGCCCAGUUUAGACCACUCGGUCCCCCAACACCCAGUUACCACUAUUACAGUAAAACUAUUAAGAUAUGAGAAAUAGGUCCCAAGAUUAGAAUAAGACUAGUACGACAUGGAUGCAUUCCUCCCACAAUUUCUUCUUCUUCCAUACAUUAAGGGCCCACGAUCAAUUAAUUGAUCAUUUUGGCUUAUAUGCUUUCUUCUAUAACAAAUUAGAAACAUAUGCAGAAAUAGACAAACUGUAAUAAAAUGAUAUUUAGCCGUUUCUUAUUGUAAUAUUUUCCUCCCAUGCCUUAAUAAGGCUGCAUCUGAAUGAAGUAAACAUUUCCUUAUUUAAACUUAUUCAUUCCUGAGAAAACAUAAACGACUGUUUCAAUGAUAACCUUUACAUUUAUGGACCCAACCUUUUCAAUGAUAACCUUUACAUUUAUGGACCCAACCUUUUCAAUGAUAACCUUUACAUUUAUGGACCCAACCUUUUCAAUGAUAACCUUUACAUUUAUGGACCCAACCUUUUCAAUGAUAACCUUUACACUUAUGGACCCAACCUUUUCAAUGAUAACCUUUACAUUUAUGGACCCAACCGUUUCAAUGAUAACCUUUACAUUUAUGGACCCAACCUUUUCAAUGAUAACCUUUACAUUUAUGGACCCAACCGUUUCAAUGAUAACCUUUACAUCUAUGGACCCAACCUUUUCAAUGAUAACCUUUACAUUUAUGGACCCAACCUUUUCAAUGAUAACCUUUACAUUUAUGGACCCAACCUUUUCAAUGAUAACCUUUACAUUUAUGGACCCAACCGUUUCAAUGAUAACCUUUACAUUUAUGGACCCAACCUUUAACUAAGAAAUACAAUGAACAUUUGGAUUUAGUGUAGCUCCCAGAAUUUUGUUUCCAAGCAUUGUUAGCCCUGCUUUUUUCACAGGUCCCUUGAACACUUUUAACCAGUCCUUCGACUUCAGGUGUCAUGCAGGCGCAGUCUGGACCGGUAUAACAUACGACUACGACCCUAAAGCAGAAGACGGCAUAUUCCAUGCCCAGUGCUGUAAGUUUAGAAGCAGGAAGGUGGCCAACUGUGAGCGGUGGGGAGAGAGAACUUAUAUGGCACAGUACAUGCGUGCGUCGUCAGUGGGUUACAAAGGUUUUUUCCCAUUUCCAGCGAUCAGCGGUUUCACUUCGAGAUUCUACGUAAGAGAGUACGCCGAUCGUAAUUUUCUAACACGUCAAUUCACCAUUGACAUGUGCAUAUUAAAAUAAUGAUUUUUACAAAAUCCGAUAUUUGAGCCUGAAAAUUUUGUUUUUGAUUACUAAAUCGAACAAAAGCUUUGCAAAUGAAGAAUUUAUUCAAUGUAAUCGAAGGAAAUACAAAUAAAGGACUGCACUAC